Penicillium digitatum Pd1 is the source of this 1284-nucleotide messenger RNA. Lineage: Eukaryota; Fungi; Ascomycota; Eurotiomycetes; Eurotiales; Aspergillaceae. The record is from RefSeq and is a predicted model, not a curated record.
AUGUUGGUUACCUACUCAAUCUCAAGGAACCAGGAACUAACUCCUAAAAACAGUCGGAAAUAUUAUGAACGAAACAAUGCGCUAAUUUCCCAAUAUCUUUACAUUGACCGACUGCUGGACUCUUCGCUACCCCAUAAUCUGAUCGAAGACUAUAACGGAUGUAAUCACUAUGCUUCAAGAAAGGGAAUUCUUCAGCCGCCUUCGCUAGAAGACAAUCAUGCCGAGGCAUCAGAACCUAAUCCCAAGAUCGGAAGGAUCAAACGCACCCCGCAUAAUCUUUAUCGGAUCCCCGAUGAGACAACACCCUUAGUCCACUCUCCUGAGGCAGCAGAAGACAGCCCAUUAGAUCCGUUCCUCGAUCUUGAAUCGCAUGGCGGCAUGUCCCCAGAGGACGAGGAGCGUAUUAUCAACAUAGCCAUUCGCAUCAAUUUCGUCGCCAACGUUGCUCUCCUAGCCUCGAAGAUCGCCAUCAUGGCGAUGACUAGCUCCAUGUCUAUGCUGGCAGGUCUUGUGGAUGGAGUUUUGGACUUUCUCAGCACAGUGAUUGUCUGGAUAACUACCACUAUGAUCCGCCGACAAGAUCGCAACCGCUACCCCAUCAGCCGACGGCGGUUAGAGCCUAUCAGUGUGUUGAUAUUCUCGGUGAUCAUGGUGACGUCCUUUUUCCAAGUAGCACUAAAUUCUAUGAAACAAUUAAUUGGAGACGACCGCACGGUUGUUGAGCUAUCUAUCCCAUCCCUUGCCUUGAUGGGUGGUACUGUUUUGGUUAAGCUGCUCUGCUGGAUCUGGUGUAGGCUAAUUCCUAGCCCAAGCGUUCAGGUCCUGGCCCAGGACGCCAUGACUGACGUUGUUUUCAACACAUUCAGCAUCAUCUUCCCCCUGAUUGGUACCGUUGCAAACCUCUGGUACUUGGAUCCCAUAGGUGGUCUGCUCCUCUCCUUCUACAUCAUGUGGAACUGGGGUCAGACGGCCACAGAAUACAUCCAACGGUUGACCGGCGCAGCUGCCUCUCCCGACGAUCAUAGCAUCUUGCUGUAUAUGACGAUGCGGUUCUCCUGGGUCAUUCACAAGAUUCAGGACCUGAAAGCCUACUACGCCAGUGACAAACUGAACGUGGAGGUUGACCUUGUUGUGGAUGAAAAGAUCAGUUUACGGGAUAGUCAUGAUGUUGGCGAGAGUUUGCAGUACAUCAUCGAGAGUGUCCCUACUGUCGACCGUGCCUUUGUGCAUUUGGAUUAUGACGAGUGGAACCUGCCCAGCCAUAUGAACCAGAUGGACCGGUAA